AGGGAAUAGGGAACUCGGAAUUAUUGCCUGAUUGGCCAGCCACACAAAAUAACUUUCCUGGAAACAAGAAAUGCCACACACGUUCCCUGCUUGAGGUAGUUACGGCGCACGAUAAUUUUAACUCCCGAGGAAGUUAAAAUUAGCCAACAGACCGUAGGGAACGUGGAACACGGGCUCUUCGGUGGCAAUUCAGGACGUGGUGGGAUGUGUGUGAUCACUCUCGGGCAUGCGGCUGCCACAGCCUGACCUCAGUGUCAGUCCCACCUUCGGGCGACAGACGAGCGCGCGAGAAGCCGAGAGCUCGAACAGUAUCCUUGGUGCGGUGGAAUCGGGAGAUCAUGCAAAGCUGCGGGAGGGCCUGUCUGGCUCCGCCAAGCCUCCCGCCAACGCCGUCCUCGCCCCUAGCAUGUCCUUCGAGCACCGCAUGAGAACGCCCCUCAUGGCCGCCGCCGCCACCGGUAGCCUGGCCCUCUUCACGACCGUCCUUCACGCCGUGAACCGUGCCAUCGGCGAGCAACGGAUGGAGACGAAUCGGAUCAGCCUCAGGAGGAAGCAGCUCGAGUACGUGGACGAGUCGGGCAUGACGCUGCUGAUGCUGGCCGCGAGGAGCGGUAGCGUGGGGAUAUUGGAGGCGGUGGUGGAACGUGUCCGAAUCGUAGAGGCUCCGGAGCGCCUGCUGGACCGCGACCACAGCGCCACGACGGUGCUCAUGCACGCCGCCGGCGCCCGUCGCUCGGCAGUGUUCACCGUCAUCCUCGACGAGCUACAGAGAUGCUACAAGGACAAUGUGGAAGAGCAGCUGCUGGCGUCGUCGGCAGACGACCGUACGAUCCUAAUGCACGCGGCCCGGUGUGGCGACCAGAUGGGAGCGCUGUCCGUCAGCCACGCAUGCCAGAGGUUCAUCAUGCCCUCGAGGCUGAGGAAGCUGAUCAAGCAGGUCGACGGCGAAGGGGUAACGUUCCUCAUGCACGCCAUAUCUGCCACCGCCGACCACACCGGCGCUCCAACAACAACAACGACGACGACAACAACAAGCGGUGGGGGACAACGGCAAUCGGCGGACGAAGAGGCUGGUGAAGGCGGAAGCGGCGAUGGUGAUGAUUACGACGAGGAGGAGGAGGACGAUGUCGCCGUGGCCGCCGCCGUGGCCGCCGCUGGGGAAGGGGCCCCGCGGAAUGAGUGGGUGUUGGACCCCGGCAUGGCGGUGCUGAAGUCGGCGUGGGCCCUGGUGAAGGAGGUGCGCGAGCAGCUCAAGGCGACGGACUCUUGGGGGAGAACGAUCUUCGGGCACGCCGUCCUCACGAGGCGCCCCAAGGUGUUCGACGCCGUAUUCUUCGCAGCGAGGGAGUACAUUCUCGACGACGAGAUCGCUGCCCUGAUGGGCAUCAACAAGGAAGACAAGUCGGACACGAUAAUGGAGACCGCGCUGCAGACAGUCCCCAGGGCCAUGGCUGCGAGGGUUGCCCGCAGAGACCAGGAGCUUAAGAGGGCGAUCACCCUUGAGGAGCGGGCUUCCACAAUCGAAUCCAAGAUUCAAAGCUUCAUUCCUGGCAAAUUGAUCGUGCGAUAG
Messenger RNA from Ectocarpus siliculosus, 1570 nucleotides. Lineage: Eukaryota; Phaeophyceae; Ectocarpales; Ectocarpaceae. The record is from the annotation of a GenBank genome assembly.